UUUGUUGAAGGUUUAUUUGUAUACAGUAAAGUGCUAGCGUUUGUCAACAUGGCACAGGGCAGCAGAGGCAUAGCUCGAGUCUUGGAUAAAUUAAAAUCUUCGGUAGAAGAAGGAAGAUAUUAUGAAGCUCAUCAGAUGUACAGAACGUUGUACUUCAGAUACUGCAGUCAACAGAAGUACAGUGAGGUUCUAGAUCUCUUAUAUGAUGGUGCAUCACUUCUUUUAAUUCAUGAUCAACAAACAAGUGGUGCAGACCUAGCUCUUUUAAUGCUGGAUGUGCUUGAGAAGUCCAAAACAGAACCAACAGAAGAACAGAUAACUCAAAUAGCCAAUUUAUUUAGUCUCUUAAAUCAUGGAACACCUGAACGUCAUCAGUAUCUAGUUCGAGCAGUGAAGUGGUCAUGUGGAGAGACGCACAAACUUGGCCACCCAAGAUUGCAUCAACUUCUUGCACAGACAUUAUGGAAAGAGAAAAACUAUGGGUCAGCACGAUACCACUACCUGCGGUCAGAGGAUGGAGGUGGCUGUGCGGACAUGCUGGUGGAACUUCAUUUAUUAAGAGGCUACCCUUCAGAAGUGGAUCUCUUUCUUACACAGGCCGUCCUUCAGUAUUUGUGUCUGCAGAAAAAGGUGGCAGCAUCAGAGGUGUUUGAGACUUACACCAAAAAACACCCAAACAUCACUAAGCAGCGUGGGCCACCUUUUCUCCUGCCCCUUCUGAACUUUUUGUGGCUUCUGCUUUCAACUAUUGAAAGUGGGAAGGUGGCCUACUUUACAGUCUUGUGUGAACAGUAUCAACCUAGUUUAAAGAGAGAUCCUACCUACCGUGAGUACUUGGAUCGCAUUGGACAACUCUUCUUCAAUUUACCAGCACCCAGACCCCAGCAUGGUCCAGGGGGAAUUUUUGGAAAUCUGCUGCAGGGGCUACUUGGCGGAGGUCUCGGAGAUGAUGAUUCUGAAGAUGAAGGAACGAUGGGUGGAUCAUCCUCAUCACAUCCCAUGGCAGCUGAGGAGCUGGACUAAUGUUGUUAUAUUGUAGGACUGUUAGGUGCUUAACUUUAUUCUGUUGUGCAGAGGAAAUUACACAAACUUUUAACUGUGUGUGUGAGUGAGAAUUUGUGAUUUUAUAUAUAUAUAUAUAUAUAUAUAUAUAUAUAUAUAU
This is a messenger RNA of Procambarus clarkii (red swamp crayfish), 1162 nucleotides long. Its product is annotated as Golgi to ER traffic protein 4 homolog. Gene Ontology annotation, biological process: protein insertion into ER membrane. Gene Ontology annotation, molecular function: protein binding. Gene Ontology annotation, cellular component: BAT3 complex; cytosol. The record is from RefSeq and is a predicted model, not a curated record. NCBI's taxonomy places the organism in Eukaryota, Metazoa, Arthropoda, Malacostraca, Decapoda, Cambaridae.